AUGCCCCUCCCCACCCUCCAAGAAUCUCUGCAAGCCCUCUGCCCGACCAUCUGGACCGAUGUCCCCAGCACCGACCCCGCCGCACUACGAGCCUACAUCACCGACCUCCGAACAAAAGCGCACCUGAUCGUCGACUCCGUGCCGUUGCCUUCAGACGAUGACAUCCAGGCACAGCACGGUGCGGCGGCCACAUAUGAUGAUCAUCCAGCGAAGAAGGUAGUGAAGGCGAGUGGGGCGCUUCCUGUGCAUGAUUUGGUGGAUCAUGAUGGGGAUGCGAAUGGGGAUGGGAGCAGUAGUAGUGGGAGUGGGAGUGGGAACGGGAAGGGGGUCCAAGCAUUGCGGAAGCAAUGGAGCAAGCCGAUAAAAGUCACCAAUACGAGGGACAACCCGCUCCAGAUACCGAUAUACAAGUUACAUGGGGCGGACGGGAAGGGCCAUUGGUUUGGGAGGCGGAGCGUGCAUGAGGGGUUAGGGUUUGAGCGGUGGAGGGAGAAAUUGUCGGGGGAGAUGGGGGAGACGUUGAGGAGGAAUCAGGAGCGGAUAAGGAAGGGGAAGAUGCCGGAUCAGGCGGUUAGGGGGAUUGGGGCGGAGAGGUUGGUUGAGGGGAUUGAGGUUAGAGCUGGGGAUAAUGAGGGGGAUGGGGUGAUUGGACGGGUGCAGGUGUUUCAUGUUUCCGCGCAGUUCCCGAAACCCACGACUGCGCGGGACUUUGUGAGUUUGAUUGUGUCUUGGGAUGAGAGUGAGGGUGAUGAGGAGAGGAAGAAGAGGGAAGGGAAGGGGAGGGAGUGGAUGAUGGUGUCGAGACCGUGCGAGCAUGAUGAGGUGCCUCCUGUGCCGGGGUAUAUUCGGGGCAUGUAUGAGAGUGUGGAGUUUAUUCGGGAGAUACCUGUGGAGAAUAAGCCUGAGGGGGCGAUGAAUCCGGUUGAAUGGGUGAUGGUGACGAGGAGUGAUCCUGGGGGUAAUAUUCCAAGGUGGAUGGUGGAGAAGGGCACGCCCAAGAGCAUCUGUACGGAUGCUGUCAAGUUCCUGAACUGGGCUUGUCGGGACGGGGAGAGGAAGAGGAGGUCGACGGUCAGGUCGGUGGGCAGUCACAGUCAAUAUGAUGAGGAAGGGGAGGAUGCGUCUAGCAGUGAGGAGGAUAGCGAUGACGAGUCAUACACCGAAGUCGAACAUCACGGGUUGAUUGCCAGCUUCGCAUACCUGGUGAACGCCGGUCUCGAGCGGUAUGCGCCGCAGACGGUGCUGGACUACCUACCGCAGCACUCACGUCAUGUCUCGGCUCAGAGUGUCCCUGCCAGCGGCACGGAGCCAGAUGUCGAGGGAGUCAAGGAAAACGAAGAUGAUGCAGUGUCGCCCGACAAAGCAUCGAUAGCACCAUCAGCGAACUCGGACAUCGAGUCAUCCAUGGAAGCAGGCCCCGACGUCUCUGCGCUGGAGCUAAUGACCAAGAACAAGAAAGGCAAGCUGACAUCGCACGAGAAGCAGCUGGCAAAGCUAGCAGAGCGAAAGCGCAACGUCGAAGCACAGCUGGAUAGAGUACGAGCCGACAUCCAAGCCCUCCGCGUGACCUCACCAGUCGAAGGCUCCAAGCGCGACAAGGCAUCGACGACCGCUCUAGCAGCAACAAACGAGCAAGCAAGCAGCGAACCGCCGAGCAGCAGCCCAGCCAGCAGCGUGCACAGGGGCCAAUCCUCAGGCAAGAGCCGUCACGCUGAGAACCCCGACCACGAAACGGCGAAGAUGCACAAGGUUGCAUCGGGUCUGUUCCACGACGAGUCCAAGCUGCUGAAACAGCUGGGCAAGAUCGAGAAAGACCAGGUCAAGGAAGCAUCGAAGAUCGAGGCGCGGCAGCAGAAGCACGCAGACAAGCAGGAGAAGCAUCGCGCGCGGGCAGAAACUGAGGCGUUGCGCCGCGAGGUGGAGGUGCUCAAGAAAGAGGUGCAUCGACUGCGCGGAGAGCGCAAGCAAUGGCUGGAUUUGAUCGGGUCAUUGCAGAAUGAGAAUACGCGGUUGGCAGCGGCGCAGGGUGAUGAAAGUGAUAUCGGACAUGGAAACGGGGAGAAAUGA
Aspergillus niger is the source of this 2067-nucleotide messenger RNA. RefSeq lists its product as uncharacterized. Gene Ontology annotation, molecular function: lipid binding. The transcript has a single exon. NCBI's taxonomy places the organism in Eukaryota, Fungi, Ascomycota, Eurotiomycetes, Eurotiales, Aspergillaceae. The record is from RefSeq and is a predicted model, not a curated record. The coding region runs from base 1 to 2067 and encodes 688 amino acids.